Messenger RNA from Chinchilla lanigera (long-tailed chinchilla), 1415 nucleotides. It is a transcript of the gene Lzic, whose product is annotated as leucine zipper and CTNNBIP1 domain containing. The record is from RefSeq and is a predicted model, not a curated record. The coding region runs from base 97 to 1137 and encodes 346 amino acids. Gene Ontology annotation, molecular function: beta-catenin binding. The transcript is spliced from 7 exons. Lineage: Eukaryota; Metazoa; Chordata; Mammalia; Rodentia; Chinchillidae. Gene Ontology annotation, cellular component: cytosol; beta-catenin destruction complex; nucleus. Gene Ontology annotation, biological process: negative regulation of Wnt signaling pathway.
GGGGCCCCUGGUUGGAAAGUCUGGGGCCCGCGGGAGGGCGGGAGGCGGACGCGGCCCGGACUGCCCGGGGGGCUGCCCUGGCUCUGAUCGGGGAGGAUGUUUUGGGGGUGGGGGUUCACGAUCAGCGCUGGCGGCCGUCGGGGCCUGGUCAGGCGCGGCCGCGCGGGACCCGAGCGCGGGAGGCUCCGGUUCUCCCGCGGAGCCCGGCUCUGCGGCCGCGGCUGGGGCUGCUUCCUGCCCGGUCCCGAGGGUCGCGGCCGGACGCUCCCCCGGGAGGAGGUGUGCGCUGGGCUUGACAGCGGCCCCGAGGGCGCGGCCGGGCGUCUCCCGAGGAAAACGUCCGAGAGGCCGCCCCGCCCGCCGCGCGGGGACGCAGGGUGUGUUCCGGGGACGUUGCGCUUCUCCGGCCGUGCGGGCCGCGCUCAUACCCGGCGAGUGCGAGUCUGUUCGGGCCGCCCACACCGCCCGGGCGCAGGAGCCUCGCGCCUGCCGGUCCCGCCGAGCCGCGGCCCUUUCCUCCAGGUGACGAUCCCGGAACUUCAGCAGUCGGAGGGAGAGAUUAGAAUGGCUUCCAGAGGAAAGACAGAGACGAGCAAGUUGAAGCAGAAUUUAGAAGAGCAGCUGGACAGACUCGUGCAGCAGUUACAGGACCUGGAGGAGUGCAGGGAGGAACUUGACACGGAUGAGUACGAGGAGACCAAAAGGGAAACUCUGGAGCAGCUGAGCGAGUUUAAUGAUUCACUGAAGAAAAUCAUGUCUGGGAAUAUGACGCUGGUGGACGAGCUCAGCGGAAUGCAGCUGGCUAUUCAGGCGGCCAUCAGCCAGGCCUUCAAAACCCCAGAGGUCAUCAGAUUGUUUGCAAAGAAGCAGCCUGGUCAGCUUCGGACAAGGUUAGCAGAGAUGGACAGAGACCUGAUGGUGGGCAAGCUGGGAAGAGACCUGUACACUCAGCAGAAGGUGGAGAUCCUCACAGCCCUCCGCAAGCUCGGAGAGAAGCUGACUGCCGAUGACGAGGCCUUCCUGUCUGCGAAUGCAGGUGCUGUCCUCAGCCAGUUUGAGAAAGUCUCCUCGGACCUCGGCUCCGGAGACAAAGUCCUCGCUCUGGCAAGUUGUGAGGUUGAAAAAGCAAAAAAAUGACCUGGUUUGGCAGCCGGCGACAUCGAUCACAUUCUCACUGCAGAUGGCGGGUUUCUCCUGAGGACGCUGAGUCACCGCAGCGAGCGGAGAUUCUCCACAUCAUUACACUCUCAGAACGGGUGACAGAACAGCACAGUGGCCUCCGCCACGCGGCAUGCUGCUCUGUGUGGGCUCCGUGCUGAGCGACCCGGCCGCGGUGGGAUGGAGGGACUCGCUGGACCCGCUCCUUACGAUCUGUCUGUUCGCGAGGGAAACAUAAAAUGACUUCUCUGUUUUUA